AUGGGUCUUAUGAAAUCAUUGAAUGAAACCCAAAUUCAAGGACAACCAUCCCCGUUAUCUCUUGUUAAUAGUGUUUGGGUCAAUGAAUCUUGUGAAUUAAAUCCCAAAUUUCAAGAGGUUGCAAAUUCAAUCUUUAAUGCACAUGUUCAAGCUGUAGAUUUCGAUCAUAAGGCUAAUGAAGUGAGACUGAUGGUUAACGAAUGGGUGGAGUCGAAAACUAGUGGAAUAAUAAAAAAUUUAGUUCCGGAAGGAUCAUUCGACAGGACCACAAUGGUUGUGCUGGUGAAUGCACUCUAUUUCAAAGGAGUAUGGCAUCAAGUCCCAUAUAUGAGUAGUACAGAGGAAUACCAAUACAUAGCGUGUCAAAACGGCUUCAAAGUGCUUAAACUUCCAUAUCAAUUACAAAAACAAACAGCGAGCAGGGGUGAGAAUGAUAAUCCGUUCGAUGAUGAUGACAUGUUUGAUGAUAGUGCUCAACGUUUUUCUAUGUAUAUUGUAUUACCUGAUAGCCGGGAUGGACUUGGAGAGUUGAUAGACAAGGCAAAUAAUUCAGCUGGAUUUUUGCACCAGUGUGUUCCAAACUACAUGCCAUUGAAACGAACAGGAGAGUUCAAGGUCCCAAAGUUUAAGAUAACAUUUGAAUUUGACGCGAAAAGAGUUCUCAAAGAUAUGGGAUUAGUAUUGCCUUUCAGUUUCCCAAGCAGAAUUGACUGA
Messenger RNA from Papaver somniferum (opium poppy), 714 nucleotides. RefSeq names its product serpin-Z7-like. Gene Ontology annotation, molecular function: serine-type endopeptidase inhibitor activity. NCBI's taxonomy places the organism in Eukaryota, Viridiplantae, Streptophyta, Magnoliopsida, Ranunculales, Papaveraceae. The record is from RefSeq and is a predicted model, not a curated record. Bases 1 to 714 code for a protein of 237 amino acids. The transcript has 3 exons.